AUGAUAAUUUUACAACCUUUCUCAAACUACUUAUUUGUAUUUAAUAUCUAUCCGCUUGAGUAAAGGCCUAAUUUCAUUUAACAAACUAGUCAGGACCUAAUACAAUCAAUACGAUCAUUCAAGAAUCGCCUGUACUAUAAAUAGAUUUCUUAUAAGAGGUCUAAGUAAGUCACCUUGAUAUAUUAGAAGAGGAGUAUUCAAGCCUAAAAUAUAGGCAAUUUCUUUUUCUAUAGUACUUUUACAUCAACUUAUAGAGAAAAAAGUCUUAAAAUUAAUAAAUUUUCGGCGAAUUCAAAAGUUUAAUUGCAAGCCUUGGGAGGAGACUCUCAAAUAGUUUUCGGGAGACAGAAAUGACAAUUAAUAUGAUGUAAGAUUAUUCAAAUACGAAUUGAAGAAAAAGAAAUCAGGAGAAGAAUAGUAUGAUUUGAGCGAUGUUAUAAAGUUAUAGAUUUCUUUUCUUUUGAAGAUAUUCCAAAUCUCAUCGAAGUAGGAUGUUAUUCAAAUUCACCCUCAAGAAUUUUAUCUGUAAAAAACAUCAACUUUUAAAUUUGUAAUGUUUACUAAACAAUAUUUUAUACUAUGUUUUCAUUUACAGAGUUUCCUUUUGUAUAUAUAAUGA
This is a messenger RNA of Paramecium octaurelia, 619 nucleotides long. The record is from the annotation of a GenBank genome assembly. Lineage: Eukaryota; Ciliophora; Oligohymenophorea; Peniculida; Parameciidae.